Aphanomyces invadans is the source of this 737-nucleotide messenger RNA. RefSeq lists its product as hypothetical. The transcript has a single exon. Gene Ontology annotation, molecular function: nucleic acid binding. Gene Ontology annotation, cellular component: nucleolus. The coding region runs from base 38 to 661 and encodes 207 amino acids. Lineage: Eukaryota; Oomycota; Saprolegniomycetes; Saprolegniales; Verrucalvaceae. The record is from RefSeq and is a predicted model, not a curated record. Gene Ontology annotation, biological process: regulation of ribosome biogenesis.
CUCGGAAACUGCGCAAGUUGCCACGCGCAUCGCCACCAUGUCUGUUGCGACGAUGCCUCUUGUGGGCAAGAAGUUCCAGGCCAAGCUUGGAGGUAUGGCGAACGAAGCUGUGGCGUCUGGCGUAUCGUCGUUUGCGAAGCGUCAGAUGGAAAAGAUGGGGUGGACCGAAGGCAAAGGAUUGGGCAAAGACGAACAAGGGAUGGCGACGCACAUCAAGGUGAAGCGCCGCGAAGAGAACAUGGGCGUGGGGGUGGAGACCAAGGAAAAGGAGGACCAGUCCAACCAGUGGUGGUACAACGUGUACAACAAUGUGGCAAGCAAGAUCGUGGUUGACCCAUCGAGCGACGACGAAACCAAGAAGGCGAAGAAAGCCAAGAAAAAGGCCAAGAAGGAACUCAAGCGCAAGCUCGAGGCCAACGAAAGCAAUCUUAUCGACGAGCCCACGGACGAGCAAUUGUUUGCCGCAACGGGUGGAAAGCUGUUUGGUCGCCGGGCAUAUGGAUCAUGCAAGGGCAAGCUCAUGCGCGAUGCCAUUCAAACGGGCAAAGUCGUGACGGACACGGUUGGCGACGGCAAAAAGCGUGAAAAGAAGAGCAGCAAGAAGGCCAAGAAGGCCAAGCGCUCCACAGAUAGCGACGACAGCACAGACGUUGCUGCAUAGAGCGUCAUGCUGUGUUGGACAGUGUUCUCCUAUUUAAUGCCAUCCAGCUACCCUUGUCAAGCUGGUGACAUCGCGU